This is a messenger RNA of Trematomus bernacchii (emerald rockcod), 2041 nucleotides long. Its product is annotated as PHD finger protein 19-like. The record is from RefSeq and is a predicted model, not a curated record. NCBI's taxonomy places the organism in Eukaryota, Metazoa, Chordata, Actinopteri, Perciformes, Nototheniidae.
GUGGUCCCUGAGGAUGCUGCAGGCUUCAGGUGUCAGCAGUGGUUCCAUGAGGCCUGUACCCAGUUGUCUACAGGAGGACAUGUUGUUUGGAGACAGGUUCUACCUGUCCUGUGCAGUGUGUGGCGGGGCUCAGAGUGUGUGCGCGCCCUCCCCCUCCGCUGGGUGGACCUGGUCCAGCUGGUCCUCUACAACCUGUCUCUCAGCAGCAAGAAGAAGUACUUUGAGCUGGAAGAGAUCCUGGUCUUCAUCAAACAGCACUGGGAUCACCUGCAGCUGGGCAAGCUGUCCAACACUCCUCCUGCAGAGAGGGGGCAGCACCUGCUGGAGGCUCUGAACAAAUACAAGAGCAGGUUCCUGUGUGGGAAGGAGAUAAAGAAGAGAAAGUGCAUCUUCCGCCUGAGGACCAGAGUCCCCCCCACCCCCCCCUCCAAACUGUUUCCUGAGCGUGCUCAGAGCACCGCAGGUGGGAGGGGCGUGGCCAGGUACAGUGCCUCAGCUGAGAGGAGGAAGAGGAAGUCCAAGUGGCUGCUGGAGGACGCCAUCCCAAAUACGGAGCUCUCCUGCAGCUGGUCCUCCCCACAUCACAUGGCCAACAUCUUCGACUUCACCCUGGACGAGCUGCAGAGCCUCAAGAGCAGCUCCAGUACAGCGGUCAGUAUCGACCAGGACUCCACCUCCGGCUCUGCUACCAGCAGCUGCUCUCAGAUCAGAGGGGGACUGGGCAGCAGAAAGAGGAAGCUGCCUAGCAACAGCUACAGCCAGUGGGCCAAUCGCAGCGAAGCGGGGGAGGAGCCUCCCGAGCUGCUGGAGGAACAGGAAGCCGCCGCCCACUUCCUGUCCGACUGCCCCCCCCUGCACUCCUCCAUCUCCUCGUACUUCGGGGGGGCGGGGCGGCUGAGCAGCGGCGAGCGGUACCAGGUGCUGGCCCGCCGGGUCACUGCGGGGGGGCAGACCCAGUACCUGCUGCAGUGGGAGGGAACCACGCCUUAUUAGGGCGUCACAUGACCUGCUGCAGUGGGAGGGAACCACGCCUUAUUAGGGCGUCACAUGACCUGCUGCAGUGGGAGGGAACCACGCCUUAUUAGGGCGUCACAUGACCUGCUGCAGUGGGAGGGAACCACGCCUUAUUAGGGCGUCACAUGACCUGCUGCAGUGGGAGGGCACGUUACUGUAACAUCAUGUGAUAUAAUGUGACUGUGUUACAGUCACAUUAUAUCACAUGACCAGCUUCCCCCUGUGCAGAUAUCAUGUGAUAUAAUGUGAGCUACUGUUCAGCUCCCCUAUUGGUUCAUCUUAUCCUCACCUGUGCAGAAACAUGAUGCUAUGCUAACAUAUAUAUGUGAUAUACACACAGAUAUCUACACACUGUGUGACAUGUUAUUAUUAAUGCUUCAGUGUUACUCAGUUUAAAUGCAGCCAAAGAACACACACACACUCACUCAAACACACUCUCACACACACACACACACUCACAUACACACACACUCACAUACACACACACUCACAUACACACACACACACACACACACACACACACACACGGUCAGUAGUGUUAUAUGAGUGUUCGUGUUAUGGUAUGCCUGAAUCAGUUUGUGUUGUUUCCUGACAUGUUAAACAGUCAGACCCCCCCCCCCCCCGCCCAGCUGUCUAACAGCCUCACCUGUCUCACUGCUCUACCUGUGCAGGUAAACAUCAGGUGAGAUAUUUAGCUCUUGAACUUUCUGUUAACCCCCAGAUUACCCAGAGUGCACUGCUCCUGUUCCGCUCUUAUCUAUGCAAACAUCAAAGUGUAUAAUCAUUGAGGUUAGCUUCAGGCUAACACAGCCCAUUGGUUUGAAUGAGGAAUGCUAACAGUGCUAACAGUCUCGGAGACGUUAAAAUGUCACUCUGUCACUUUAAACCUAGCUGCCAUGGUAACCACGCUCCCCUCCCAUUGGACGGUUGUUUUGAUCAUGUGACUGUUUGUAUGCCUUUUGUUCCGUUAAACUGACCAAUCAACUGCCAGCUCUCUGAAUAAAACAAAAAAAUGUUUUACCUUUGA